Lolium perenne is the source of this 2447-nucleotide messenger RNA. Its product is annotated as probable E3 ubiquitin-protein ligase ARI5. Gene Ontology annotation, biological process: protein ubiquitination. Lineage: Eukaryota; Viridiplantae; Streptophyta; Magnoliopsida; Poales; Poaceae. The record is from RefSeq and is a predicted model, not a curated record. Gene Ontology annotation, molecular function: ubiquitin-protein transferase activity; zinc ion binding.
GUGAAAUUUGUAUGCUAGUCGGCUCCGGCCCUUGGGAAAACCCGAAAAGGCUCAUUAAAAUACCCGCCCCCCACCCUGUCUCACCUCGACGCCGACUCGCCCACGCAACUCAUUCCUUCAUCGACACAUCUUCCUCACCGCACCUCGCCGGAACCCUACCCCCUGCACCUACCCACUCCGCCCUCCGGCCACAUCCGCCCGAUCCCCCCGUUGGAUCGCCGGAUUCCGCAGCAACGGGCUCCGACUCCGAGAUGCCCAUCGCCAGCGACGAGGAGAUGGCGGACGACGAGGACUACUACUACUACAGCGACGAUGCCGAGGGCGACGGCGAGGGCGACGACGGCAGCAGCGCGGGCGGCGGCGGCAGCGCCGACGACGACGGGGAGUCCAGCAACGAGGAUUUGCUCACCGGGGACUACGAGGGCCGGGAGGCGGAGGGGAGCGACGAGGCCGUCUCCAAGCGCGAGCAGAGAUACAUUGUUUUAACUGAAAAGGAUAUAUCUGAUCGCCAAGAGGAAGAUAUGACAAAGGUAUCUGCACUGCUAUUCAUUUCAAGGGAAGAAGCAGGUGUCCUUCUUCACCACUAUAGAUGGAACAUCAGCAAGUUGAACGAUGAAUGGUUUUCUGAUGAAGGAAAAGUACGUCAUACUGUUGGCUUACUUAUGAAUGAAAAUUUUCAUAACUCUAGGAAGCUAACUUGUGGAAUAUGUUUUGAAGAAUAUUCUUCCGACAUGACGAGUUCCGCCGGCUGUGCUCAUUUUUAUUGCCAUGAGUGUUGGGAAGGCUAUAUCAGCGCUGCAGUAAGCCAGGGUCCAGGAUGUUUGUCAUUGCGAUGCCCUGAUCCAGCAUGCAGUGCUAUGGUUCUUCAAGGGCUGGUUAAUAAAUUAGCUAAACACGAAGAUAAAGAAAAAUAUGCGCGAUUUGCUCUACGCGCAUAUGUGGAAGGUAGCAAGAAGACUAAAUGGUGUCCAGCUCCUGACUGUACAUGUGCGGUGGAAUUCAUUAGUGAUGUGAACUAUGAUGUCUCAUGUAAUUGCAAUUACGGUUUUUGCUGGAAUUGCACAGAAGAAGCUCACAGACCAGUUGACUGCGAGACUGUUAAUAAGUGGAUUCUGAAGAACAGCGCUGAGUCCGAAAAUAUGAAUUGGAUACUGGCUAAUUCUAAACCCUGUCCAAAAUGCCAACGGCCGAUAGAGAAACACCAGGGGUGCAUGCACAUGACUUGCACACCUCCUUGCAAAUUUGAGUUCUGCUGGUUAUGUCUGGGUUCAUGGCAAGAACAUGGUGAGAGGACUGGUGGCUUUUAUGCUUGCAAUCGCUAUGAAUCAGCAAAGAAAGAGGGCAUUUAUGAUGAGGCUGAAGCAAGGAGGGAGAGGGCUAAACACUCACUCGAGAGAUAUAUGCAUUACUACGAACGCUGGUCAUCUAAUCAGGCAUCGAGGAAGAAGGCACAGGCAGAUCUGCAAAAGGCAGAAAAGGAACAACUUGCAAAACUAAGUGAUGUUUAUGGAAUACCGGAGACGCAGCUGAAGUUCAUUAUCGAAGCUUGGUCACAGAUUAUAGAAUGCAGGCGAGUGCUGAAAUUUACGUAUGCAUAUGGCUAUUAUCUAGAGGACAAAGUAAAGAGUGGAUUUUUUGAGUACCUACAAGGUGAAGCUGAGUCUGGUUUGGAACGUCUUCAUCAGUGUGCUGAGAAAGACCUGCAAGCAUAUAUGCCUUACUCAAAACCUGAGACCAUCGAGGAUCAUCCUUCGGCGACUGAGUUUGGUGAUUUUCGUGUUAAGCUUGUUAGUCUGACAAGCAUAACAAGGAAUUAUUUCGAGAACCUUGUUCAAGCAUUGGAAGCCGGUCUGGAGGAUGUCACCGCUACUGGCGCUGCUGCUACCUCAAGCGAUAAUGCCACCACCUCCAAGAAAGCAGGAACUAAUGUCAAAGCUGCAAAGAAGCAGCGCUCUGGAUCUUCAGACAACUCGGAUGAAAACAUGGCCAUGUGAGCGCUGCACCUUUCGGAAUCCUUCUUCUGUGGAUGCGUGACAAGAGUUGGUACUAGAUUGGAAAACGGACCAGAAGGUAGAUGCCCAAAGAAGCUCAAAGCGCAUGAAGCAUGUGUGUACCGAUGCUUUAGACUGCCAAGCAGAGCAUCCAACGGAUACAAAUGGUGCACAUAGAGGGGUCCUUUUAUGUUGGUCCGAAAAAUGGUGGCAACAGUGUUGGUUUGGAGAAAGGGCCUGUCUGUUGUAAAUAUUAGUAGCUAUAUAUGAAGGAAAGUGCGUGUAAUGCGGUGGGUUUUUCUACCUAGGUACUGACUAGCGUGAUGUCAAUUUAUCUCCACUAAAAUGGUAGGCAUCUUUUUGGCUAAAGGUGAUUUAGCCGGUGUUGUGUAAGUGUAAAGAGAUUGCUUCACACACGACGUUCUACGUCCGAUAACUGUACGACAUUUCCUUGCA